Molecule: messenger RNA, 2595 nt
Organism: Quercus robur (English oak)
Lineage: Eukaryota; Viridiplantae; Streptophyta; Magnoliopsida; Fagales; Fagaceae
Exons: 4
Coding region: 1-2595 (864 amino acids)
Molecular function (GO): nucleic acid binding; RNA-DNA hybrid ribonuclease activity
Source: RefSeq, a predicted model, not a curated record
AUGGAAGAUUCAUCGCGACCACCACUCGGGGAGAUAAGAGUCAUCAUUGGGGGAAGUACAACUGGCCAGUCGUCCAAGUCCAAGAAAGCAUACUUGAAGGUAGUACAGAGCGUCCAGCUUUCUGGACGAUCACCGAGAGCAAGAUCUACGGACGAGCAGGCAAUCACUUUCACGGACGAGGAUGCUGACAGAAUUCAUCACACUCAUGAUGAUGCCCUCGUCAUCUCCUUACUAAUUGCAAACUACACAACCAGAAGAGUGCUUGUGGACAAUGGAAGCUCAGCAGAAAUUUUAUAUUAUCCAGCUUUUCAGCAGAUGAGAUUAGGACGAGACCAGCUCCGUCCAGUGAACUCCCCCCUAGUAGGUUUUGGUGGGAUGAAGGUGCAACCAGUGGAUACCAUUUCCUUAUCCGUGGUAGUGGGGGCAUAUCCGCGACAGAUUACCAAGGAUGUGAACUUCCUUGUGGUAGAUUGUCCAUCCUCUUACAAUGCCAUCAUUGGGAGACCAACUUUGAAUAGUUGGAAAGCUGUUACCUCCACUUACCACUUAUCAGUCAAGUUUCCAACAGAACACGGGGUAGGACAGGUACAAGGUGACCAACUGGAAGCAAGAGAAUGUUACUUGGCCAUGCUGGCCAUGGAUGAACAAGUUCAAGCAAUGAAUAUUGAAGAAAAGAAGGUUGUAGCAGAGCCUACUAAAGCCUUGGAAGAAAUUUCCUUGGAUGAAGAUAACCCUGAGAGGUGUACCAGGGUUCUCAAAAAAGCAUUCGAAUGGACCGACGAGUGUCAGAGAGCUUUCGAAGAUUUGAAGGUAUACCUUACCAUGGCACCGCUGCUGAGUCCAUCAGUGGAAGGAGAGGAAUUAUAUUUGUACCUCGCGGUAACCCCACAUGCCGUGAGCUCAGCAUUGAUAAGAGAGGAAGAUAAAGUCCAAAGACCUGUGUACUAUACAAGCAAGGCAUUGAAAGGAGCGGAAGGACGGUAUCCACAAAUGGAGAAGUUGGCCUUCGCACUAAUCACAGCUUCAAGGAAGCUGAGGCAUUAUUUCCAAGCACAUGUCAUUAAUGUUAUGACAGAUCAUCCUCUCAAAAAGGCAAUGAAUAGACUGGAAGCUGCAGGACGAUUAAUCCAGUGGGCUGUGGAGCUAAGUGAGUUCGAUAUCAGGUAUCAACCAAGGCAUGCCAUAAAAGCUCAAGCCCUAGCAGAUUUUAUUGCAGAGUUUACCCCAAGUCAUAAUGAGGCAGAAGACAGUAAGAGAUGGAUCGUCCACGUGGAUGGUUCGUCUACACGGCAUGCAGGAGGAAUUGGUGUGGUCCUGCAGUCCCCAGAGGGAGAUAAACUGAAACAUAAAGUCCGUCUACAGUACCAAGCAACAAACAAUGAAGUCGAAUAUGAAGCCCUCCUCAAAGGGCUAGAAUUGGCGAAAUCCGUGGAAGCCAAAUCCAUAUGUGUCAUGGGGGAUUCCCAACUGAUCAUGGGGCAAGUGAAUGGGACGUAUGAAGCGAAGGAAGAACGAAUGAAGAAAUACCUUGGUAGGGUGAUGCGCCUUGUGAAAAGGUUUGAAAAAGCUGACUUCGUUCAAAUCCCCAGGGAGGAGAACGUGGAAGCUGAUACUAUAGCAAAAGAGGCCUCAGCAGAUGAAUCAUUAGAGAAGUCAGAUGAAAUUCAAUAUAUGCCAAGUAUAGAUGCCCAGGAAGUACAGCAGGUGGAUAACAGAGAAAAUUGGAUGACUCCCAUUAUAUCAUACUUGAAAGACGGACGACUACCAGAAGAAAAGGACGAGGCCAGAAAGGUGAGGGUGAGAUCAGUUAGAUACGUCCUUAUGAAUGAAGUGCUAUACAAGAGAGGUUUCUCUCAACCUUACCUUAGAUGCCUAGCUCCGGACGAAGCGAACUACGUGCUGAGAAAAAUUCACGAAGGGGCAUGUGGCAAUCACUCAGGAGCCAGAUCACUUGUCCACAAGGUCGUCCGUGCAGGAUAUUACCGGCCGAACAUGCAAGCUGAUGCAAAAGCAUACGUUAAAGUCUGCGACCAGUGCCAGCGAUUUAGCAACGUCCCCAGGCAACCAUCGGAAUACCUCACCCCAAUGGUGGCACCGUGGCCCUUCGCACAAUGGGGAUUGGACAUUUUGGGUCCCUUCCCUUUGGGAGUAAGGCAGAUGAAGUUUUUAGUGGUGGGCAUCGAUUACUUCACCAAAUGGGUGGAGGCAGAACCGUUGGCAAAUAUCACACAACAGAAUGUGAAAAACUUCGUGUGGAAGAACAUUAACCAUUACUCCUCGCCUACACACCCCCAAGCCAACGGCCAGGCUGAAGUUGCAAACCGAUCCUUGUUGAAAAUCAUCAAGACUCGGCUUGAGGGAGCAAAAGGAGUAUGGCCGGAUGAAUUACCAGGAGUCUUAUGGGCAUACAGGACUAUAGUGAGGACCCCUACAGGGGAGACUCCUUUCAAGCUAGCCUAUGGAAGUGAUGCAGUCAUAUCUGCAGAAGUACAUAUGGCUAAUCACAGGGUGAUGAUGUAUCAAGACAAGGAUAAUGAGGAUCAGCUUCGUCUGAACCUCGAUCUAAUAGACGAGUGUUGCUUGUGUGAAGUUUGA